GGCCGUGAGCUGGUGAGUAAGGCGGGCCGGGGGCGCCGGAAGAGCCGCGGGUGUCGCUGCUAGCCGCUAGCUGCCCGACUUAGCUUAGCGCUAGCCCGCUAGCUAGCUAGCUAGCUACACACCGCUCGCUCGCUCGCUCGCCUUUGUUUAUUUUCCCGGCGGCGCUGAACACGGCGGCGAGAGACUCGCUCCGGGAACCAGGACGCCGCCGCCCGGCUGCCCGUGACAAAGGGCCGGGGCUUGGGACGCCGGGCUUGCUUAUCUGGUGACGGAAAUCGGCUCGACUUCCCACCGAUGGCUCUUUAGUGUCGCCGCCCAGCCAGCUAGCGUCCGCCAGUGUUGGCUAGUAGUUAGCGCGACAGCCGGCGCACUCUCUCUCUCUCCGGGUCGGUAACCGCUCAGCGAUCAAAAUGCAUCAUCAGGACUAUUCUGGAGACUCGUCCGGGACCAGGAAAAUGCCCCAUCCCACAAGUUUCCACCACAGACGGGGCAGCAGCGGCGCCCCUGCAUCAUCAUCCUCCGCAGCCGGCGGCGGCGGCGGCGGUAGUGUUAUUGCCGGUGAGGACAACCCGACCCAGGCCGGAUCCUCCUCCCCUGGACUCCACCACCAGCCGCCGUCCCAAGUGGCAGGGGCUCAGGUGAAGAAAAAGAGUGGCUUCCAGAUCACAAGUGUCACCUCGGCUCAGAUCAACGUGAGCGCUAACAACAGCCUGGCGGACGACACCGAGAGCUACGAUGACAUGGAUGAGUCGCACACCGAGGACCUGUCGUCGUCUGAGAUGCUCGACGUGUCUAUGUCCAGGGCGACAGACACGGGGGUGCCGGAGAGGAGCUCCUCUGACGAAACACUGAAUAGCCUCCAUGGGGUUGACACUCCUGGCCUUGUGUCACCUAAUGAGCCGCUGCACCUGCACUCCAUUCCCCAGGGGUCUCAGCACCAGGCCUCUAUGAUGAACGGGAGUGUGCAUCAUCAGCAACAUAGCCACUCUCACCAUCACCAUGGUCACCCCUCUGACGUUAUAGGCGGAGUGCAACUUCCUCCGACAGCUACAGUGGGUGCUCCCGCUGUUGCUCCCAUAGCUAGCUCCACAGCUCAAAUUUCCAAAGGAGGAUCUGGGCCUGGCCAACCACAGAUGCAAACAGUGUUUGAUAAUACUGCACCUGCUGGUAAGGCAAACCAACCAUUAACCAUGGUUGCUGGUGGUACAGCUGCAGAGACACUGGGAAAUGUGAACAUUGCCAACGUGUCUGCUGUCGGUACUCAAGGAAUGAUCCCUGCUGGCCUCACAGCGCUUGACAACACAGGUGUGGUUGGACAGAUGGCAUCCACCGGAGUGGGAACAAACCCUGUGGCUCAAGCCCAGCCUGCUGCUCCCAACCCUCAGAUCCAGCACACCCAAACCCAGACAGCAACUGGCUCUCGCUUCAGGGUGGUCAAACUGGACACCAAUUCUGAGCCGUUCCGCAAAGGCAGGUGGACAUGUACAGAGUACUAUGAGAAAGAGGUUCCCCAAGCAACUAUAUCUGAGGCACCCAAGGCACCUGAGGCAUCUGCAGAGGCUGAGCCCGGAAAUGGGGGCCCUGCUAUGGCCAGCCCAGGCCCAACAGCUCUACAACCACCCCAGACACUGCAGCCUUAUCAGCAACCAAGCCAAGACUUCACCAGUCCCCAGGUCAUGCAGAGCCCCCCACAGGGACUAGUCCAGAACCUCCCUAUGGCCCAGAUGCCACCCCAGGAGAUUGGCAGUGGUGGUCACAUGCUUCAGCAGCCUAUGGUUGCCCCUCCUGUCACUCUGCCCGCACCAACACCACAGGUGAUGGCGCAGAGUAAUGUUAGUCAACCUCCCCCUGUCAUGUCCCAGCAGUUGCCCUAUGUUGUUGACCCACACCAGGCCCAACCACAAGUGGGUUUUCCUGUACCCCAACUCUCCUCUGGGAUCAUGCCCCAAGGAGGAGGUCGCCCGCCGGACUUUAUCCAGCCCACUGCUCCCUUUCAGAACCAGGUUCAGCCUCCUCUGCCUCAUGUUACCGCGGCAGUCUCCAUGGCAGCAGGACCUGUGGCUGGAGGGCAGCCAUCAGUCACUGUCACUCAACAAUUGCCCCCUCAGGGCCAAGCCACCCCCCCUGCUCAGGCUAGCUUUGCCACAGCUCAGCCCCAACAACGCCAACAGCAGCUGCACCCUCAGAUCCCACAGGCUCAAGCCCAGCCCCCCUCCACCACCCCAGGCCCUGUAAGCACCACCCAGGGGACCCAUUACGUACCUCUGACGGCACUGCAAGCAGACCUACAGCCCAUCUUGACCCCGGGCACGACCCUCACACAGCCCUCCCUAGCCACCCAGGCCCCCGGAGGAGGAAGCUUCUUGAGAACCACCCAGUUGGAGGACGCUCAGAGGCUGCUGUUCCAGCAUCAGAGCCUGCUGAAUCUACCAAAGCUAGGGACAGCCACAAGCGGAGAGGGAGCCGCAGUAGCUGGUGGGGCCUCAGGAGCCCUAGCCCACAUGGGGAUGGCUGCAGAGGCCAGCGCCUUGAUGGCUGCUGCUGCCGGCCUCAGGUCCCAGCCUGCUGAGGGCGAGGAAGACAGAUUAAAAGCAACACUGUGCAAAGGAAAAGGAAGAUAUCGGACACCUUAACUGAAUCCAUAAUGGUUGGUCUGCAAAAGCACCUGCUAUAAGCUGAUGAACGGUCUCCCAAC
Molecule: messenger RNA, 2695 nt
Organism: Lampris incognitus (smalleye Pacific opah)
Lineage: Eukaryota; Metazoa; Chordata; Actinopteri; Lampriformes; Lampridae
Product: TSC22 domain family protein 1-like
Exons: 2
Coding region: 411-2633 (740 amino acids)
Source: RefSeq, a predicted model, not a curated record